Molecule: messenger RNA, 1302 nt
Organism: Henningerozyma blattae CBS 6284
Lineage: Eukaryota; Fungi; Ascomycota; Saccharomycetes; Saccharomycetales; Saccharomycetaceae
Gene: PFK27
Product: 6-phosphofructo-2-kinase
Exons: 1
Coding region: 1-1302 (433 amino acids)
Biological process (GO): fructose 2,6-bisphosphate metabolic process; fructose metabolic process
Cellular component (GO): cytosol
Molecular function (GO): fructose-2,6-bisphosphate 2-phosphatase activity; 6-phosphofructo-2-kinase activity; ATP binding
Source: RefSeq, a predicted model, not a curated record
AUGAUGAGAUCAUUCUCAAUAAACUCAAGUGAUUCGGAAUUAUAUUCAAUGCCCAACGACUCUUUAAGCAGUUGUUCUUCCUCCGCAUUCAUUAAAGGUUUGCCACAAACAAAUACAAGCUCUACACACUUGAUGACUUCCAUAGGUUUAACAACGUCCAAUAAUUCCUCGUCAAAUAGUCCCAUGACGCCGUCAUCUCCGAAUUUGUCGUCUACUGACUUAUCUUCAAAUAUGAGUAUCAAUAAUUCAACAAAUACAAAUCCAAGUUCCUCCAUCAAGAAGAAUAAUUUUUAUGUUAAUCAACAGAGAAAAGCUAAAUUUGUAGUUAUUUUAAUGGGAUUACCGGCUACUGGUAAAUCCACCAUUGCUUCUCAAUUGAUUGAAUAUUUGAAAUCUUCAUCUUUUUAUGCAAACACCUCUUUGGAGCCACCUUUUAAUUGCUCAUCUCCAUUUGAUACUUCCAAAUUACGUUAUGAAAUAUAUAACGCAGGUAACGUGAGAAGAAAUUUAUCUCAUAAUACUUUAUAUGAAUUGAAAAAUAAAUCUUUUGAAAAUAAUAAUAAUCAUUCCAAUUAUUCGGAUGUUUUUGAUCCUAAAAAUAGUUUACAAAAGGAAAAUUUUGCAAGAAUUACUUUACACAAUCUUUUAGAUGAUAUUGAUGCUGAUAAAGUGGAUUUCGCCAUUUUUGAUGCAACAAAUUCCACUACAAAGAGAAGACAUUAUGUUUUACGUCAAUUAUCUUCUUAUAAUUUAAAUCCUUAUUCUAAUUUUAUCAUUUCUCCAAUUGUUUUGGAAAUUAAAUGUAAUCAUCCUAAUUUCAUUAAAUUUAAUAUCCAUAAUAAGUCGUUUAAUAAAGAUUAUUUCGAUAAACCUUAUAAUUUUUCUGUGACUGAUUUUUCCAAAAGAUUGAAGACUUAUAGAAGUCAAUAUUCUCCAUUUAAACAAAUCGAAUUUGAUUCCUAUAUAGAGGCAACUACGAACGUAAGAUCUCUAUACACACCACCAGAUGAAUUUUUAAACGUUUAUCACGGUUGUGCUUAUUUUUCCAUUGUCAAUUUAGGAAUUGAAAACUCAAGUGAUUUUAAUUUGAAACAUUUCUAUAAGGAUUGUCCAAAUGAACCAAAAUUCAUUGUUAAUUUAAUUUCAAGCUUUACCAAGAAUUAUAACCAUUUGUUUGGGAAACAUUAUUUUAAUAUUGUAAAUGAGUUCUUUAAUACCAAUAUUAACAUGGAAAAACAAGAAAAAUUAAGUGUUUUGGAUAAGAUUAUCAACAAGGAUUAUUUACAUUCCAUUUUAACUUAA